This is a messenger RNA of Andrographis paniculata, 3017 nucleotides long. RefSeq names its product tRNase Z TRZ3, mitochondrial-like. NCBI's taxonomy places the organism in Eukaryota, Viridiplantae, Streptophyta, Magnoliopsida, Lamiales, Acanthaceae. Gene Ontology annotation, molecular function: 3'-tRNA processing endoribonuclease activity. Gene Ontology annotation, biological process: mitochondrial tRNA 3'-end processing. The coding region runs from base 36 to 2969 and encodes 977 amino acids. Gene Ontology annotation, cellular component: mitochondrion. The transcript is spliced from 12 exons. The record is from RefSeq and is a predicted model, not a curated record.
AAAAUUUCAGCCCUUAAACCCUUCAAAUAGCAAUAAUGCCCCAACUAGCAACCUUCCGCCUCCGCCUUCUCCUCUCCUCCGCCAAUCAUCACCACCGCCACUCUGCCGCCGCUCUAUCCUUCCCUAAAGCCCGUUCCUCGUCCACUUCUCUUCCGCUGCUGCAUAAGCCCCAUUGCAGAAGUUACAGAUCGCCUCUCCUCUUAGCGAAUUUCUCCUCAUUACCCAGAAAACCCUACCGCACUGAUAAGAGGAAUUCGCGCACGUUCGAUAGAAAAGGUAGUACGUUGAGGGAGAGUUUGGAUAAGAAAGGUAGUAAUAGCGAUAAAGGUGGACUCCUGGCGAUGGAAGAAACGGAGGGAAGUCGGAAAGCUGCGCCGGAGGGUUUAGGGUUUAACAGAAAGAGGGCUGAGGGUAGAGACGAGAGUGAUAGACCCAAAAAGAAUCUGCAGGUCAAGGUUCGGAAGCUCAAUCCUGCUAAUACCAUUUCCUACGUUCAGAUUCUUGGAACUGGUAUGGAUACACAAGAUACAUCCCCAUCAGUAUUGCUAUUUUUUGACAAGCAGAGAUUUAUAUUUAAUGCUGGAGAGGGACUUCAACGCUUCUGCAGUGAGCAUAAAAUCAAAUUGUCGAAGAUUGAUCACAUAUUUCUUUCGCGUGUCUGCUCUGAGACUGCCGGUGGACUUCCAGGCCUUUUAUUGACUUUGGCUGGUAUGGGCGACGAAGGAAUGUCUGUCAAUGUAUGGGGUCCGUCAGAUUUAAAAUAUUUAGUCGAUGCCAUGAAAUAUUUCAUCCCUAAUGCUGCAAUGGUUCACGCCCGUAGCUUUGGGCCAAUGCCCAAUUCCAACGGAUCUUCUAUCAGCUGUACAGGGAAGUUCGACGAUCAUUUGGUUCUUAUUGAUGAUGAAGUUGUGAAAAUAUCAGCUGUACUCUUGAAACCAAAUUACAGCGGAGCUUCUAACGUAGCAGCUGAAAAAUGCCGUGGAUCAAAUUCUCCCGAAUCUGAUGUUAAUGCUACUAAGCCUGGCGAUCUUUCGGUUGUUUACGUUUGUGAAUUGCCUGAGAUUAAGGGGAAAUUCGACCCCCAAAAAGCUGCUGCACUCGGAUUGAGACCGGGACCAAAAUAUCGUGAAUUGCAAUUGGGAAAUUCUGUUAAGUCGGAUCGUGAUGAUACCAUGGUACACCCGAGUGACGUACUGGGCCCUUCCAUUCCUGGUCCUAUUGUACUGCUAGUCGAUUGCCCGACAACUUUGCAUUUGCAGGAGUUAUUGUCUUUGCAAUGCCUUUCACCUUACUACAUAGGUUCGGAAUCCGAUGUUCCAGAAGGUUCCAAACUUGUUAAUUGCGUGAUUCAUCUAACUCCAGCGACUGUCACGACAACGGAUGAUUACCAAAAGUGGAUGUCGAAAUUUGGAACUGCUCAGCAUAUUAUGGCAGGGCAUGAAAUGAAAAAUAUUGAGAUUCCGAUUCUAAAAUCGAGUGCUAGAAUCUCAGCGCGCCUCAACUAUCUGUGCCCUCAAUUUUUCCCAUCCCCCGGCUUUUGGUCUCUACAGUCAGUUGCAAAAAAUCCUAACCAAGAUCUCUUGGCAAGGCCCGAUCGAGUGAUUCCAGCAGAGAAUCUUCUCAAGUUCCAUCUUCGCCCCUACGCAAAUCUUGGAUUCGACAAAUCGGGUAUACCAAAAGCAUCAUCUACUUCCGAAAUCAUUGAAGAGCUAUUUUCCGAGAUUCCAGAGGUUGAAAAUGCUUCUAAACUUGUCAACCAAUUCUGGCAGAACAGCCGCGGGAAUAACGAAGAAAAUAUAUAUACGGAUGCUAACGAUAUUCUAACCGAAGAGCCGUGGUUGGAUGACAGAACCCUUCCGAGCUGUCUCGAAAACAUAACUAGAGAUGACAUGGAGAUUGUUCUUCUCGGCACCGGUUCUUCGCAGCCCUCGAAAUACCGAAACGUCAGUUCGAUUUUCAUCAAUUUAUUCUCUAGAGGAGGUUUACUAUUAGACUGCGGCGAAGGAACCUUAGGACAGCUAAAAAGAAGAUUUGGCGUCCAAGGCGCUGACGAAGCUGUAAAAGGAUUAAGAUGUAUAUGGAUUUCACAUAUCCACGCCGAUCAUCACGCCGGUUUGGGAAGAAUACUCACUCUGAGACAGGAUUUAUUGAAGGGAACGCCGCACGAACCUAUCGUAGUCGUCGGCCCACGGCAGCUCAAGAGGUUUCUCAACGCCUACCAGAGGCUCGAGGAUUUAGAUAUGCUCUUUCUUGACUGUUACCACACCACAGAAGCUUCGCUCGAGGCGUUUGAAUCUUACGAAAGUGACGAAAAUGGAAAUGCAGGUGAGAAUGACGACGCAACAUUGUUUUCCCGAGGAAGCCGCAUGGAAAGCUUUUGGAAACGCCCGGGCAGCCCUACGCAGAUUUCUGCCGUCCUUCCUAUCGUAAAAUCUUUGAAGAAAAUUCUCGGCGAAGCCGGUUUGGACGCACUUGUAAGUUUCCCGGUCGUGCAUUGCCCGCAAGCGUACGGAAUUGCGCUGCAAGCGGCGAAUAGGACAAAUGGAGCGGGGAAAAUUAUUCCCGGGUGGAAAAUUGUGUACUCGGGCGACACCCGUCCUUGUGUAGAACUCGUCAGAGCUUCUCGAGGCGCGACGAUUCUUAUCCACGAGGCGACGUUCGAAGAUAGCAUGGUGGAGGAGGCGAUUGCGCGGAACCAUAGCACGACGAAGGAGGCUGUGGAAGUCGGGGAUUCUGCGGGGGCAUAUCGAAUAAUUUUAACUCAUUUCAGCCAGAGGUACCCGAAGAUUCCGGUAUUUGAUGAAGGACAUAUGCAUAAAACUUGCAUUGCUUUCGAUUUGAUGAGCGUGAAUAUAGCAGAUGUGCAUUUGCUCCCUAAAGUGUUGCCAUUUCUUAAAGUCCUGUUUAGAGAUGACAUGGUUGUCGAUGAAUCUGAGGAUGCCAAUUUGAAUGCUGCUGCUGCUCUGUAAUUCUUUUUUUCUUUUUUGUCGAGGGUGACACAUCCAUUUGCUUAUUUA